AUGUUUUCUGCUCUUAUUGCUCUUCUUCUUGGAGUCCUUGUUGUCGGCCAGUCGGACGCAUUUGAAAUCGUGCCUACUCGAGUGGCUCACAUAAAUGCUGAUCAUGGCGUUUGGCGGCCAUCAGGUGCUGUGGUGUUAAAAGAGGGUGUUGCUUGUGCCCGUGUACAUCAGGAAUCCUGUCCAGAAUGUUUACAUGAAUUAGCAGCAGUUUGCACAUUUGAUGGAGCCAAUAGUUUUUCACUUCAGCAAACACAGUAUCCAUUUUGUGGAAAUCAAGGGGUUGUCGUCAAUAACACUCUUCUUUGUCCUUCAAGCUUGAAACAAGUUAAUUCGAGUGUGAUCAAUGUUACCGUUAUUGCUUACGAAUGGUUGGAUUCUCUGGUGGAGGCUCCGAAGGAGGACGCGAUCUUGUCUUUUCACUAUUGGCCUGGAGAGGAAAUUACGGAUAUUAAGUUCAAGGGCAACACUUUGUAUUUUCCCGAGGAUCAACUCCACCUUAUGAAUGCGCUUGUGGUACGCGGAAAUUAUACUCUUGACCAUGUGCUCUUCAGCUCACCUGAUGGUCAUGUUUGGAAGGCUCACAGCAGUAUCCCUCUUGACGUUGCUGAUAAAACUGCUCUUUCUCGAACUGGACAACAGCAAAUUGCCGUGUCAGCCUAUACCAAAGGUGAGCACCGAAUUGUUUAUUCCUUCUACAAGGGAACACGAUGGAGUGCUAUAAGGUACUUGAAUACAUCCUUUCCGCCGACAGCCGUAGCUGCUGGAAACGGUAUUAUGAUUCAGGCUGGGCUAUCUAACCACUCUGCCUCACUUGAGUUGGGUGGGUUUGAUGAGGGCAAUUCAAAGCGAAAGGUCUUUAAGCUCAUUGAUUUUUAUGUAAAUAAGACAGAACACAAUCAACUUCCUCAGGCCUUCACAACAGAAUGCACAGAGGAGGCAUCUUGUUUGACAUCAUCUCAUGUUGCUCUCAUGAGUUUGCAACCAGGCUAUAUAACUGCAUUAUUUGAUUUUGUUUCUGGUGAAUCGCGGCGAAAAACUAUAGCUGCCGUCUCCAUGGAGGUCGAUGAUUCGGAAGAGAAGGAGGCGAUUAUUCAAGCCAAGAAGAAAGCCGAGGAGAAUGCCAAACUAAUGGAGGAAUUGAAAAUAAAAAUCCAACGCGAAAAUAGCGAACGAAGGAGAAGGGAACUUGAGGAAAAACGAAGGAGGGAAAAGGAAAGAAGGGAUCGAUUCAUUAAAGCCGAUAUGGUAAAUAUUGAAAUUGCAACAUCAAGAAUACCGGAAGACGGUGAGAUGAUCGUUGUCCGAGAAGUCUCGGAGGAAAUGAUUGACGUGGAAAAGAGCAUCUUCUUCUGGUAA
This is a messenger RNA of Trypanosoma conorhini, 1356 nucleotides long. RefSeq lists its product as uncharacterized. The transcript has a single exon. The record is from RefSeq and is a predicted model, not a curated record. Lineage: Eukaryota; Euglenozoa; Kinetoplastea; Trypanosomatida; Trypanosomatidae. Bases 1 to 1356 code for a protein of 451 amino acids.